This is a messenger RNA of Rubroshorea leprosula, 848 nucleotides long. The record is from the annotation of a GenBank genome assembly. Lineage: Eukaryota; Viridiplantae; Streptophyta; Magnoliopsida; Malvales; Dipterocarpaceae.
UAGCUGCUCUUUCUUCCUUUAAUGGCUACUUCCAUCAACGGCCCUUACAAGGUUCAUCCAGGCUGCCUGACUGCUGGCAUUCAAGUUUCAACUGGAUUCAAUAUGCCUAGGACACGGUUUUACUGCAAGUGUGUAAGGCCCCGCAGGGAAUGCCCUUUAGAAGGUGUUUGCAGAAAUGAUUUACUGAAGAAGACUGAUGAAAACAAGCCCAAGUGGAACACCAAACUCUGCACUGAUAUUAGGGGUGAAGAAAGCCAAACAUUAGAAGAGCCCAGUCGUUCUAGCAGCGGCAAGAGAUCAAUAAAAACCACUGAAAGGAAUGACCCAGAUCCAGAUACUGCAGUCCAGUAUUCGUUGGAGACUAUAGGCUGUCCUUCAGCUUCUAAUCGAUUUGCUUCUCUGCAGACAGAGGAAGACACUCAUGAAGUGGACGAACUGGGAUCAAACUCUUCUUUUGACUAUGACCUUAUGGUGUCAGGCUCAGACUCAGAGAAAGAUGACAUGCGGCUAGUCCCCACUCUUAGGCUCGUAGUCUUGAAACUCAGCCGUACUUCCUUUGGCCUUUCGAUCCCCUCGUUCACAAAGGGGCUUAAGCUCAUCUAACGAUGUGAUCGGGUCUCUCGUUUUAUGCUUGAGAAAAAGCCUUCCCGGAGAAAAGGGUGUUAUGCUCUCUUUCCCCUUAAGACUAGUGAAAGGAGGGGCUAAUAACUUGAGUUAGAAGUAGGAGACGAUCAGAGUUAUCUUAUCUAGGCUAUUUGCGUUUAACGAGUUAGAAGAUGUUGCCAAUGACCGCCUAUCGAGCCCCUCUUCUCUUUGUCGAAUUCAAGCAAGAAAUGAGAAUAGGGACA